GCAGCAGGCGAGCGCGGCCCGCGUGCCCGCGCCCAUCGUGCCCCGAGCCGGGCAGCGCUGGGCAUGGAGGCGGCACACAGCCACCCGGUGCUCGACGUCCUCCGCCGCUUCGGGGUGAGCGAGAGCUGCGGGCUCAGCCCGGAGCAGGUCCGGCGGAACCGGGAGAAGUACGGUCCCAAUGAGCUCCCUGCAGAAGAAGGAAAGUCUCUCUGGGAGUUGGUGCUGGAGCAGUUUGAAGAUCUGCUGGUCCGCAUCUUGUUGAUAGCAGCUUUUCUGUCAUUUAUCCUGGCCUGGUUUGAAGAGGGUGAGGAGACGAUGACGGCGUUCGUGGAGCCCAUCGUCAUCAUCAUGAUCCUGAUCGCCAACGCAGUGGUGGGCGUCUGGCAGGAGCGGAACGCAGAGAGCGCCAUCGAGGCCCUGAAGGAGUAUGAGCCUGAGAUGGGCAAAGUGAUCCGCAGCGACCGCAGCGGCCUGCAGCGUGUCCGCGCCCGCGACAUCGUCCCCGGGGACAUCGUGGAGGUGGCAGUGGGUGACAAGGUGCCAGCAGACAUCCGGAUCAUCGAGAUCCGCUCCACCACGCUGCGCGUGGACCAGUCCAUCCUGACGGGGGAGUCUGUGUCGGUGAUCAAACAUGCUGACCCCAUCCCUGACCCCCGGGCUGUCAACCAAGACAAGAAGAACAUGCUGUUCUCUGGCACCAACAUUGCCUCCGGGAGGGCCAUUGGGGUGGUGAUUGCCACGGGGGUGUACACCGAGAUCGGCAAGAUCCGCAACCAGAUGGCAGAGACGGAGCCCGAGAAGACUCCGCUGCAGCAGAAGCUGGAUGAGUUCAGCCAGCAGCUCUCCAAGGUCAUCUUCCUGGUGUGCGUCGCCGUCUGGCUCAUCAACAUCAGCCACUUCAGCGACCCCGUGCACGGGGGCUCCUGGUUCCGGGGAGCCAUCUACUACUUCAAGAUCUCGGUGGCACUGGCGGUGGCUGCCAUCCCCGAGGGCCUGCCAGCCGUCAUCACCACCUGCCUGGCGCUGGGCACACGCCGCAUGGCCAAAAAGAAUGCCAUUGUCCGCAGCCUGCCCUCGGUGGAGACCCUGGGCUGCACCUCUGUCAUCUGCUCUGACAAGACUGGCACCCUCACCACCAACCAGAUGUCUGUCUGCAGGAUGUUCAUCAUGGACAAAGUGGAGGGUGACCAGUGCAGCCUGCAUGAGUUCAGCAUCACUGGCUCCACCUAUGCCCCAGAGGGACAGAUCCUGAAGGACGAGCAGCCGGUGCGGUGCGGGCAGUACGACGGCCUGGUGGAGCUGGCCACCAUCUGUGCCCUCUGCAACGACUCCUCACUGGACUACAAUGAGUCCAAAAAGGUCUACGAGAAGGUGGGAGAAGCCACAGAGACAGCCCUGACCUGCCUGGUGGAGAAGAUGAACGUUUUCAACACCGACACCAGCCAGCUCUCCAAGGUGGAGAGAGCCAAUGCCUGCAACUCAGUGAUCAAGCAGCUGAUGAGGAAAGAGUGCACGCUGGAGUUCUCCCGCGACCGCAAGUCCAUGUCUGUCUACUGCACCCCCACCAGACCCAGCCACAGUGCCACCGGCAGCAAGAUGUUCGUCAAGGGCGCUCCGGAGAGCGUGAUCGAGCGCUGCACGCACGUGCGUGUGGGCACCGCCAGGGUCCCGCUGACGGCAGCAGUGCGGGAGAAGAUCCUGGGCAGGAUCCGGGACUGGGGCAUGGGCAUCGACACACUGCGCUGCCUGGCACUGGCCACCCACGACUCACCCCCACGCAGGGACACCAUGCAGCUGCACGACUCUGCUGCCUUCAUCCGCUACGAGAACAACCUGACCUUCGUGGGCUGCGUGGGGAUGCUGGACCCUCCCCGCAAGGAGGUCGCCUCCUCCAUCGAGCUGUGCCGCAAGGCUGGCAUCCGCGUCAUCAUGAUCACCGGCGACGACAAGGGCACGGCGGUGGCCAUCUGCCGCAGGAUUGGCAUCUUCUCGGAGAGCGAGGAGGUGGCAGGCAAGGCCUACACAGGCCGGGAGUUCGACGAGCUGCCCCCCGAGGCGCAGCGCCAGGCCUGCCGCCGUGCCCGCUGCUUCGCCCGCGUGGAGCCUGCGCACAAGUCACGCAUCGUCGAGUACCUGCAGUCCUUCCACGAGAUCACUGCCAUGACAGGCGAUGGCGUCAAUGAUGCCCCAGCCCUGAAGAAAGCUGAGAUCGGCAUCGCCAUGGGGUCAGGCACAGCUGUGGCCAAGUCAGCUGCUGAGAUGGUGCUCUCUGACGACAACUUCUCCACCAUCGUGUCCGCCGUGGAAGAGGGCAGGGCCAUCUACAACAAUAUGAAGCAGUUCAUCCGUUACCUCAUCUCCUCCAAUGUUGGGGAGGUCGUUUGCAUCUUCCUGACAGCCAUCCUGGGCUUGCCUGAGGCCCUCAUCCCCGUGCAGCUGCUGUGGGUGAACCUGGUGACAGAUGGGCUGCCAGCCACCGCUCUGGGCUUCAACCCCCCUGACCUGGACAUUAUGGACAAGCUGCCCCGCAGCCCCAAGGAGCCCCUCAUCAGUGGCUGGCUCUUCUUCCGCUACCUGGCCAUCGGAGUGUACGUGGGCCUGGCCACAGUGGGCGCAGCGACCUGGUGGUUCUUGUAUGAUGCCGAUGGACCGCAAGUCUCCUUCCAUCAGCUGGAGAAGAGGACAAGAAGUGAAGGGUGUGGCAGUGCUGCUGCUGCCGCCAGGCUGCCUGCCUCGCGCCCUGGACCAGAGCCUUGCAUGCUGCCCGUGCAGCGGCCGCAGGACAUGCAUGUGUCCCACCAGCAGACCAACGGGCACCUCGUCCUCAAGGACGACCCACAUUUUGUUUUGUUUUGUAGCUUUUUUCUUCCUGUACAUGAGCAAUGCAAUGGCUGGAGAGCUGGCAGAGGCUCCAGGGGUGGCUCCUCGCCAUGCCAUUCCCUGGGGAUUUCUUCCUGACAAAUUCCAGGCCCUCUGCCCAGUUUUUACCCUGACUGGGUGAGCUCUGGCAAGGCAUCCUCGUGGGAGAGCAUGGCAAAGAGUUGGGAUUUUGGGUGAUACCCUGAGUACAGGCAGGAGGCUGCGUGCCACAGCAGGGUGGGAUGGAGCUUCUCAGGCUGGGCAGGACUCGGUGGUGGGUGAGGGCAGGAGAGCGAGGUGAAGGGGUUUUGGCUUGGGGUUGCUGACCCUCACCAAUAUCCCUGGGCACAUUGCUGUGGCUACUACACUCUGCAUGGGUGGCCACAGUGUCUGUGGGCUGUGGCACCUGCAAAUCCCUGCCCAGUGUGACCACUGGUGAGAUGGGUCUUGCAGAUGUGUUUGUAGAUUGAGGUUGGGUGAGUGGUGGAAGAUGAAGGUCUCCCUAUUUAUCACACUGUCCUCUUUGAUCCCUAUGCUGCGGAAAGCCUGCUCAGGCUCCUCCAACACCAAAACACAACUUAGUCUUGUCUGUUCUCCACUGUCUGAUGUCUUCUUGGAUCCCUUCUGCACUAUUUAAGCAGUAGCCCUCUUGCUGGGGCAACCAUUUAAAGCAGAGCAUGGCGAUGACCAUUCCUCAUGGCUCCUGCUCCCUCUUAGGCACACUCUCAUCCCUCAGUUGAUCUUUAGCUACCAAGGGUAGACCUUAAGUAAGUCCUUAGGAGCAUGUUGAUGAGUUGGUGUCUUUGGCUUUAGAGGACACUGCUGUCUUGCACAGAACAUCCUUGACACCAGGACACUGCCUUUGAGAUGGCAGUGAAUGUGUGCUGGUGCCAGGGGCUCUCCCCUCCCUCAGCAGUGCUUGCCAUGGCCUCCCUUUUUGUAUGGCACCAAACCUCUUGGGGCUUUUUCCACAGCAGAGUUGACCCAGGCUGCAGUGAAUCUGUUGAUCAGGGCUGGAUUUUGGGACCAAAACCCUUGAUCUUUCUUCAUUGAGAAGCUGAUAGUGGGUGAUGUCUUCUGCAGCUCUCCAGAUCCUCACUCCUGCUUCCCUCACGUCUGCCUUUGAUCCAUCCUGGUGACACUGACUUAGCCAGACUUGAUGUCCUUCCUUUCUCCUCAAUUCCAGCCACUGGAGCCAGGGGGUUGAGCACUUUCCUCCUUUUCUGGUAGGUUUUGCCUUCUACUUCUUUACCUCUUCAAAGCUUCCAAUGCUUUUGCUUCUCCUGGGCCAGAGCUACUCUUCCUCUGUACCACAGGUGCCAAAAAACAUCCCCACCCACCUUGCUUUUCUCCAUCACCAGCACUGAAGAAGAGCAGAGCCCCCAGAGCAAUGGGAAUGUACAGAGUCGUUAUACUACUGAGCUGAUGUACCUGUAGAGACAAAGCCUGCAUGAGAAGUUGUUGCUGUAUUUAAUAUCUAAUUAGUUAUUCAAGGAAUUUUCCUAUGGAGCUCUUUCCAAAAGGCCUUUCUAGAUACUCUGUGCUUAGAAGAUGGUUGCUGAUUCUUUUGGGGUUUUUAAUAUUGGGACACUUGUUCCUGCAGAUAUUUUGUUUUUCAAGUGUGCUCCUGGAUUUCAUUGAUCCCUUGGGGCAACCAGUUCCUCUGCAAAGAUUUCUGCCACGGAUGAGACUCACCCUGGUGCAGAGGACCAAGGUAUGACCCAGGUACUUCUUCAGCCUUUGAAGGAAGACUUCCCUAAUGCUGUAGAUGUGGGAGUUGCCCUUCCCCAAGGGGCGGAUUUCACCUAAGUGUAGUACAGAGCAUCUCCAGCUCUCUGUGCAGCACAAGAGCUUUUCAUCCAGCACCAGCAGCUGGGGGACCGCAGGGAAGAUUGCUGCCAUGUUUCCCUGGGGCCAAAAACCUCUUUGGAGGAAGCUGGACCACGAGAGAGCUUCUCAACUCUGUUCAUAGGCUGCAGCAGAGCUUUCAGGUGCAGAGGGACUUCCCAUUAGGGUGUCUGGAGACAGGACAAGGGGAACAGUUUGAGGCUGAGACAGAGCAGGACUAAACUGGAGCUGAGGAAGAAGUUCUUCAGUAUGAGGGUGGUGAAACUCUGGCACAGGCUGCCCAGGGAGGCUGUAGCUGCCUCCUGCCUGGGGGUGUUCAAAGCUGGGUUGGAUGAGGUCUUGAACAGCUGAGUCUAGUUGCCCCCUAGGCAUGGCACGGGAUUGGAGGAGAUAUCUCUGAGGUCACUUCCAACCUGAUCCAUUCUCUGGUUCUGUGAUUCCUCACCCAAGGACCAGCAACCUUCUCAUUAUCAUUGUUGCUAGAGAUGCCAAGCUGCUGGCAGGAGAGAUGCCACACUGCUGUUCUAUCAGCCUGUGUGAGCAGUGGGCUACCAACACCCAGGUCAUCGUGUCCCCAGCACAGGCUUGUUCCUUCCAGCCACAGCAAAUUGCAUUUGUCUGUGUGUGGUGUGGCUUGAGAUGCACCUACAAGAGAGCACAGGGAACUUGCACUAGUGCUGCCUGCAGCAGGAGGAAACGUUGGAACAUGGCCCACCUGGCUAGGAGGGACACACCUUCUGAGCCUACAUCCCUCUCUUGCUCCUUGUCCUUUGAUCUCUUGCAAUGCAGGUUUCUCUUCCUGGUCUGUGAUGUCUGAGGCUAAGAGUUCAAACAGUUCACUGAAGCAGGCAAAUAUCUGCAGGUUUAGUUGUUUUUCCUUCAUGCUUGGGAGAAGAGUCAGGACAAUGCCACUGCACCUGUGCCACCAGCAGCAGCGUGGGGCUUUUACAGGCUGGAGCAUGUCCUGGUGUGGGCCUGGAGAUCCCAGCACCGAGACCAUUACUUUGGGAUUGGGUCUGGUGCCUCACAAAGCAUCCAACCCUGCAGUCUGAAGGAGGUGGACACUGGGUUGCUGUUCUGGCCCAGGAGCUUACUGGAAAAGCAGCUCAGGGUGAAGCUUCUGAGAUCCUUGGGUUAUGGACAACACGUGUUAGGGGUCAUUUCCUUUCCAGCUUUAUUUUGGUGAUGUGCCUGGUGUGUUCAGAGGGUUGAAAUGAAGUUCAGAUCUUUCCAAAAAGGCCUUCAGCAGACCCUCUGCUUGCAGGCAAGCAGGGACAAGCUGCAGGGUGGAGGGGGAGGACAUUGUGUGUAGAGGGCAUAGUGCGUGGGGACAACAUAGUGCGUGGCAGCAGAGCCUGUCCACAGGCAUUUGAUGUCCUUUCUCAGGGGCCAGGCACUGUGCUGGGCUGCUGCCAAGGUUGGGAGGCAAGGCUCCCAUGGCCUUGGAGCAAGCACCCGGGGGGCAGCUUUGGGCAGUGGCUAUGGAAAGUCUUUUGUGCUGUUUUGGGAUGUCCUGGUGUUGUGGCCAGUUGCUGGGUGAGGUCUCCCUGUGCUGUGUGAUCCUGUUGGAAGGCACAUUGGGAAAGGAAAAAGAUGCUCUCAGAGCAAAGAAUUUCUGCAUCUGACUUUCUGUCUCUGCUGUGUGGCCACCAUACAGCUCAGAGUCUGGAUGAGCUUUGUGGUUUGUGUGUUUGAGACUUCGGCACCUCACAGGUGUCUUUAGAUACUCUGAAGCCACCUGCUGUUUUGAUCCUGGGCAAGCUGCUGUGGGUGCCCCUGCUUUAGCAGGGGGUUGGAUUGGAUGAUCCUCAAAGGUACUCUCUAAUCCCAACAUGCUGAGAUUCUGGAAUUCUGCAUGAGUUUGUGAUGCUCUGCUCAGACAAGGCCAGGUGGUAGCACAGGAGCUGGAGAAGUCAGGAGGCAUCCAAGAGCUGCUGUGCAGGAGCUCAGGCUCAGGCUGGCCUGGUCAGUGGGAGGUGUUCCCGAGAUUCAGUGAGCUCAGCACCAUCCUGCUCCUGGAAGUCACACAGGAGGUGGUAGAGUUGGUCUAAAAUCUUGCCAUCAUUUCUGGUCCGUAGCUGGCACGAGCAUCGCCUUCGAGCAGUGGUGCCAGAGAUGUGAAUGGCUCUGUUCAGCCCCUCCUGGGAUUUUUUUCCCUCACUUCUGCAGUGGCAGGUUCUGGCCAAAGGAGAGGCAGCCCAUGGCUUGAGUUUUGGGGAUGAAGGAGAAGGGGUUCAGAGCUUGCAUUGCACAGUUUGGGUUAGGGUUUGAGGAAGGGAGCACAGAGGGUCCAUUCUCGGUGCCAUCAGCUUUUGAGAUGAGUGGGGCAUUAAGUGCACCUACAUCUGUGAGUGCCUGGAACAAUGGGGUGCACCAGCUGGUGUCUGAGCUGGCUUGAUCUGGCUGCUGGGGACCAAGAGGGUGGCACCAAGCUGCCAGUGGGUGCCUUGGGUGGGUCCAACCUGGGACCAGGCUGAAUUUUUACUGUGUGGUACCUGGAGAGCCAAAGCUGGAGAUGCAGGAGUUUGAGCUUUGUAUCAGGAGGUCAGGCCUUGCCAUGGGGGUGGGAGGGGGUCACUGAGGGGUAGAAUUCAAGAAAUGAGCUUUCCUAUUUUAGUACAUGAGAGAUAUUUUUCCACUAAAUUACUGCUGCCUGCAGCAUGUCCCUGUCCAACUCCAUCAGGCAGGUGGGCCAGGAGAGCACAGCAAGGCUGCUCCUGGCCACACCUGUGCCAUCCACGCUGCUCACCCCAGAUUGGGCUGAUUUGUUUUAUACUUAGGAAAUUAUAGAAAUAAAAACAAUUUUGCUGGAUAA
Molecule: messenger RNA, 7522 nt
Organism: Pogoniulus pusillus (Red-fronted tinkerbird)
Lineage: Eukaryota; Metazoa; Chordata; Aves; Piciformes; Lybiidae
Gene: ATP2A3
Product: ATPase sarcoplasmic/endoplasmic reticulum Ca2+ transporting 3
Exons: 18
Coding region: 64-2958 (964 amino acids)
Biological process (GO): calcium ion transmembrane transport; intracellular calcium ion homeostasis
Cellular component (GO): membrane
Molecular function (GO): P-type calcium transporter activity; ATP hydrolysis activity; ATP binding
Source: RefSeq, a predicted model, not a curated record